GGGCAGCACGCUUAACAGAAUUAAGCGAGCUGCCCAACAGUUAUAUUUGUUCUAGCAGGAGUUACCGACCAGAAGAAAGAAGAAAGAUUCAUUUUUUUUCUAGAUUAAUUUCCUCCUUGGAUAACCAAACUGGAAGAUUCUCAGCAUUACAUCUCUUCUUUGAGACCCAGGCUUUUAUAUUUGUCUAUCUUGUAAUUUCAUCUCUCAUUUUGCGGACAGAAUUUGCUUUCUUAAUUUUUGAUCAGUGCAGCCUGCAUUUCUAAGUUUUUGGGGCUUUCUAGGGUUUUGUUCAAUUGGUUUUUUUUUUGUAUCAAUUUGCCUUGAUUUUCUUGAAGAAUAUUAUAUUUCCCAUUCGUUUCUUUUUAUCGGAAGUUUUCGUUGGGUUUUGUUGGGGGUUUUGGCGAUGUCUUGUCAUUCUGCAGAUCCUCCUGGCUAUUGCUCAUCUUUCUCGCCCGAUUUGAAGCUCUACCAGGCUUUCAUCUUCUCUGUGCCAGUUUUAUUCACGUUUAUCAUUCUGUUCUUGUUCUACGUGUUCUACAUAAGGAGGAGAUCAAGUUGGCAGUCUCUUAGGAUGAGAACAACAAGCUUGAACAGGGAAGAGCGCCCAAGACCGUCGGAGAUUGGCGUAACGAAAGAACUGAGGGGGAUGCUUCCAGUGGUUGUUUUCAAGGAGAGUUUCUCGAUCAGAGAAACGCAAUGUUCUGUGUGCUUGGGGGAUUACCAAGCAGAUGAACGGCUUCAAAGGUUACCUUACUGUGGGCACACCUUCCAUGUGGAUUGUAUCGACCAUUGGUUUGCCAAAAACACCACCUGCCCUCUCUGCAGAGUCUCACUAAUUCCAGCGGGAAAAGUUGCUCCUGAUUCUGUAAAUCAUGGAGAUCAGGAAUGGCAAUUUUUUGCUGUUCUUGAAAACCUAGAACUGGAUAAUCAGAGAAACUAUGAUCUUGAAUUCAGUGCUCCUGAUAUACCAAGAGAAUUGGAAGAUACUGAUGGGAGAUCAGUUGUGAUUAAUAUUGAAGUUCAUGAGGAAAAUCCUAGAACAUAGAGAUUUGGUGUCUUAUUGGACCGAAUUCUUUGAUGUUAUAUGAAUUAUUACCCUUCUAAGAAUUGCCUUCAGCGCUUAGAAUUAGUGCUUGUGUACAGAAUUCCUGUGUGUUUGUGAAGCCAAUUUAGUAUGACUUUCGA
Phalaenopsis equestris is the source of this 1185-nucleotide messenger RNA. Its product is annotated as RING-H2 finger protein ATL58-like. The record is from RefSeq and is a predicted model, not a curated record. The transcript has 3 exons. NCBI's taxonomy places the organism in Eukaryota, Viridiplantae, Streptophyta, Magnoliopsida, Asparagales, Orchidaceae. The coding region runs from base 404 to 1045 and encodes 213 amino acids.